Molecule: messenger RNA, 765 nt
Organism: Aspergillus terreus NIH2624
Lineage: Eukaryota; Fungi; Ascomycota; Eurotiomycetes; Eurotiales; Aspergillaceae
Product: putative flavoprotein
Exons: 1
Coding region: 1-765 (254 amino acids)
Biological process (GO): coenzyme A biosynthetic process
Cellular component (GO): phosphopantothenoylcysteine decarboxylase complex
Molecular function (GO): phosphopantothenoylcysteine decarboxylase activity; FMN binding
Source: RefSeq, a predicted model, not a curated record
AUGGCCACAAACCGUGACGAUACCCAUCCUACCCCCCCGCAAUCCCCGGCCGCCGAAGUGGCCGCAAGCCUCCAUGACGGCAAAACGCACCUCCUCCUCGCGGCCACCGGCUCCGUAGCCACAAUCAAGCUCCCACACAUAAUCACCUCGCUCUCUAAACACGCCAAUCUCUCCAUCCGCGUCAUCCUAACGAAAAGCGCCGCCCGCUUCCUCCCUCCCCCGGAACACCCACCCGGCUCCCAAUCGACGAACACCGCCACCGCAACGCCCUCAGCAGCAGACUACAUCCGCUCCCUCCCAGGCGUGGAGGGGAUCUACGUCGACGAAGACGAAUGGGCCGAGCCGUGGACGCGCGGCAGCGAGAUCCUGCAUAUUGCGCUGCGGCGGUGGGCGCAUCUGCUCCUCAUUGCGCCGUUGAGCGCCAACUCGCUCGCCAAAAUCGUGCACGGGUUCGCGGAUAACCUGUUGACGAGUGUGGUGCGCGCGUGGGACACGACGGGCCUCAUUGAUGGGAAGAAGGAUGCCAGGAUUGUGGUUGCGCCGGCGAUGAAUACGGCCAUGUGGGUGCAUCCUGUUACGGGGCAGCAGAUUCGCGUGCUGGAGGAGGAGUGGGGCGUGAAGGAUGAGGGGACGGGGGGGUGGUUUGAGGUGCUGAGGCCGAUUGAGAAGAACCUGGCUUGUGGGGAUGUUGGGGGAGGGGCGAUGAUGGAGUGGGUGGAUAUUGUUGCCGUUGUGGAGCGGAGGUUGCGGUUAUCUAUGUCUUGA